UGAAUUCCAAAGUCAAGAUGCGCUUGGAGUUGUUGGUUGUGUUAUUGGUGGGGCUGGCUGCACUCUCGCCGUCAUGUUCUACAUGCUGUAAAACUGAACCACCCAAAUGCGAUACCAAACCACCGAGUUGUGUCACCGAACCACCCAACUGCAAUACCGAACCACCCAAAUGCGAUACCAAACCACCGAGUUGUGUCACCGAACCACCUAACUGCAAUACCCAACCACCCAAAUGCGAUACCAAACCACCGAGUUGCGUCACCGAACCACCCAACUGCAAUACCGAACCACCCACAUGCGACACCGAACCACCCACAUGCGACACCGAACCACCCACAUGCGACACCGAACCACCCACAUGCGACACCGAACCACCCACAUGCGACACCGAACCACCCACAUGCGACACCGAACCACCGAAAUGCGACACCGAACCACCGAAAUGCGACACCGAACCACCCACAUGCGGCACCGAACCACCCAAAUGCGAUACCAAGCCACCGUGUGAAGAGCAUACUCCUAAAUCGCCUUGUACGAAACGCAUCAAGCGACGGCGCACAAAAAGAACCAAGCGUCGUCGAUCCAGCAAAAAGAUAGUGCAUCAUCAUCACCGUCCGGGAACGAAACCAGAAUCGGGAUGUGGCUGUGGAUCGAAGAAUGAGUCGGGAGGUGGAGGAAGCGGGUGUAUUUUGAAGGACCUGCUAACACCGAAGUGCCCCAAAUCCGAGCCGAAGCCUCAAGCCCCGUGCAAGCCUGUACCCAAGUGUAAACCCGAACCGAAACCAAAAGCCCCAUCGAAAACUCCGUGCGAUACACCCAAGAAGAACAAGAACCCCAACAAGAAACCACGGAAGACCCAGCCACAAAAAGGUGGUUGCUAAGCGGCAAACUUGUUCCAAAUACCGAUGAAUAUGAAUAAAAUCGUUACUUUUUUUUUUUGAAUAUUAUUAA
Molecule: messenger RNA, 951 nt
Organism: Drosophila simulans
Lineage: Eukaryota; Metazoa; Arthropoda; Insecta; Diptera; Drosophilidae
Gene: Sgs4
Product: salivary glue protein Sgs-4
Exons: 1
Coding region: 18-881 (287 amino acids)
Source: RefSeq, a predicted model, not a curated record